ACCGCCGAGGUGGAGGCGCGGCAUGGAGCCGCGGGUCGUUAAGCCCCCGGGCCAGGAUUUGGUAGUGGAGCGUCUGAAAAGUCGCUACGGACUAGGGGGCAGCUGCCUGGGCGAGGUUAAAUCUAACAGAAGAUCGCUUACCUCCCCAGAUGAUUUGGAUGUUUACUCAUCUGGAGAUAAAACUGGUUCAUCAUUAAGAUUUUAUUCUGAAGAAAGCAAGCAUUGUCCAACACCUUUUUGUGGUUCAUUCAAGCACUUAACUGUGAAUUGCCUAGAUGAUGAACUGGAUUCUUUUCAUGAUUCGAAGAAAUGGGAAACAGAAGAAGAGUUAAUUGAGGAUGAUCAUAGAAUUAAUGCCUCCAAAAUAACCAAGCAAUCUUUUAAAGAAAUAGAAAAAGUUGUCUUGCCACUUAAUGUGGCCUCAUCAGGACCUCAGACUGAAUUUUUUAGUGUUGCAAGUGAUUCUCCUUUGAAACGUGCCAGCUAUUCAAAAUCUAAAGCAUCGAGUAAGCAGGGUUUACUUCCAUAUCAAAUCAGUCAGAUAUAUGAUGAAUUAUUUCAAAUACAUCUGAAACUGCAGUGUGAAACUGAAGCACAGCAGAAAUUUGCUGAAGAACUUCAAAAGCGGGAACGUUUUUUAUUUGAAAGAGAACAACUGCUUUUCAAACAUGAAAACGCCUUAAGUAAAAUUAAAGGUGUUGAAGAAGAGGUUCUUACUAGAUUUCAGAUUAUAAAGGAGCAACAUGAUGCAGAAGUUGAACACUUAACUGAAGUUCUUAAGGAAAGGAAUAAAGAAAGAAAGAGACUGAGGUCCUCUUUUGAUGCAUUAAAAGAAUUAAAUGAUAACUUAAAAAAACAGUUAAAUGAAGUAAGUGAAGAAAACAGGAAGAUGGAGAUUCAGGCUAAAAGAGUUCAAGCUCGUUUAGAUAAUUUACAGAGGAAGUAUGAGUUUAUGACAAUACAGAGAUUGAAAGGAAAUUCACACGCUGCUCAUGAAAUGAAAAGUUUAAAGGAAGAAAAAGUACCAAUUUCAAAAACUUAUAAGGUACCACUUAAUGGACAGGUUUAUGAACUUUUAACUGUCUUCAUGGACUGGAUUUCGGACCAUCACCUUAGCAAAGUGAAACUUGAAGAAUCUGGAAUGGAUGGUGAAAAGCCACUACUCAGAUUUGCUUCUCAGAGAAAUGAUAUUCAGGAGAAGUGUGUAAAGCUUUUGCCUGUAAUGACAGAGCAGCUACAAUGGAUGCCAUUUGUGAAUGCCAAACUUCACGAACCUUUUAUAAAAUUUGUAUAUUGGUCCCUAAGGCAGCUAGAUGCUGGAACACAGCAUUCAACUAUGACAUCAACAUUGAGGAGAUUGGGUGAAGACAUAUUUAAAGGAGUAGUAACUAAAGGAAUUCCAGAUAAUUCUCUAGAACAGUUGGUGGAGAAUAAAUCAAAGACAGCUGCUUUCUUUAAGAGCUCCAAUUUGCCAUUGAGAUUUUUAUCAACAUUAAUUGUUCUCAGGACAGUCACUCAAGCUGAUUACCUGGCUCAGGCAUUUGAUUCUCUUUGUUUGGACUUGAAGACAGAUGAAGGAAAAGCCUUGUUUUUGGAGUAUCAAGCUGUUCCUGUAAUAUUAAGUCAUCUAAGAAUAUCCAGUAAAGGACUGCUAUCCAAUGUUAUUGAUAGUUUGCUUCAGAUGACAGUGGAAUCCAAAUCCUUGCAGCCUUUCCUGGAAGCCUGUAGCAACUCCUUAUUUUUUCGUACUUGCUCUGUGCUACUUCGAACCCCUAAGCUUGAUCUUCAGAUACUGGAAAAACUCAGUAUUAUUCUACAGAAACUUUCUAAAAUCAAGAGUAAUAAGAAGCUCUUUGAAGUUUUUACAAUUCAUUUGAUGCUCCAAGAAAUACAGAGGACAACACAUCCAGAGCAUGCCUUUCUCUGUAUUAACCUAAAUUCUACUCUGUUCAAUUUGGGUUUAACAAAAGGCAACUCCGUUGUCUCCAAUGCAAACCAUUAGACUGGCUUAUUUUUUAAGUAUAUAUUAUAUAUGUUGCUUAUUUGUAAAAACAUAAAAUCACCAGAGUAACUAAAAUCCUACCAAGUAAAGUUAUCAGUAGUAUCAUUUAUCAUGCAAGAUAAAUAGAGUUUUUUCCAACUUUUAAAUGAAAUCUAUAGAAGCUAUGGAACUUUUGGAAUGUUUCAGUUCAACUCAGGUAGUACUAAUGGACAAGAUGGCAUUUCCAGAAUUUAUGACAGUGGGUUUACUUUUUGUAAAAGUAUUUUAGGAAAAGUCUUAAAAUUUAUUAAAAUUAUGUGAUUAUUGGA
Messenger RNA from Cynocephalus volans (Philippine flying lemur), 2310 nucleotides. RefSeq names its product coiled-coil domain containing 138 (gene CCDC138). NCBI's taxonomy places the organism in Eukaryota, Metazoa, Chordata, Mammalia, Dermoptera, Cynocephalidae. The coding region runs from base 23 to 2002 and encodes 659 amino acids. The transcript is spliced from 15 exons. The record is from RefSeq and is a predicted model, not a curated record.